Molecule: messenger RNA, 2445 nt
Organism: Spinacia oleracea (spinach)
Lineage: Eukaryota; Viridiplantae; Streptophyta; Magnoliopsida; Caryophyllales; Amaranthaceae
Product: K(+) efflux antiporter 4
Exons: 20
Coding region: 17-1900 (627 amino acids)
Biological process (GO): potassium ion transmembrane transport; proton transmembrane transport
Cellular component (GO): membrane
Molecular function (GO): potassium:proton antiporter activity
Source: RefSeq, a predicted model, not a curated record
CUAAGAAAGGAAUUAUAUGCUUUGUGUCAACACACUCAUACUAUCGCACACUCGUCGCAGAACAGACAGUAGCAUCACCACCACCACAAACGCCGUCGAAAGCGCGCGCCGCCGCGCCUACCACUGCCACCGCCUCUGUGCACCGGCAACAAUGGCGAAACGCAGUUCACUUUCUCUCUCCGCACUCCUCAUUCUCGAUCUUCUCCUCUGCUUUUCCUCUUUAUCUAUCUCUGUAAACUUCGCCAACGAUUCCACGAGCUUUAUCAAUGGCGAUGUUAAUCUCACUGCUUCUACCAAUACUACGAAUUCUACUAAUAGCUUCGCCGACAUGUUUGAUCGUGCUUUGGAGAAGGAAUUCCCUGAAAAUGAUCAGAACGAAGUCCCCGAUUCAGGGAGCUUUAACAACAGUGUUGCGGAGCAGCAGGCUGUUUUGGAGACGGUUGCUAGAGUGAGGUCGAAGAAAAAUGAAACAAAAGAGGAGAAGUCUUUUUUCUCUCAUCAAGUUUUCAAUCUCGACAAUGAGAAUGGACCUGAGGAUACACCUACGUUGAUAGAUAGAAAGGAUAAUGUCUUCAUUAUAUCCAAUCCAAAAUCAAAGUAUCCAAUACUGCAGCUAGACCUUAGAUUGAUAUCAGAGCUGGUUGUUGCCAUUGUCUCUGCAACUUGUGGUGGCAUUGCAUUUGCAUGUGCUGGACAACCGGUUAUCACUGGUUAUCUGCUGGCAGGAUCUAUUAUUGGACCUGGAGGGUUCGGUUUUGUGACUGAGAUGGUGCAGGUGGAGACAGUGGCUCAAUUUGGUGUUAUAUUUCUCUUAUUUGCGUUGGGCUUGGAGUUCUCUGCAUCUAAGCUUCGCGUGGUCCGAAAUGUAGCUAUUCUUGGGGGCGUAUUCCAAAUUUUCCUUUUCAUGUUCCUCUGUGGAGUAACAGCUUCAUUAUGUGGUGCUAAAACUUCUGAAGGUGUCUUUGUUGGCUUAUUCCUGUCAAUGUCAUCAACAGCUGUGGUCUUGAAGUUUUUGAUGGAAAGAAAUAAUGUCAGUGCCCUUCAUGGUCAAGUUACUAUUGGAACCCUGAUUUUGCAGGACUGUACUGUAGGUUUGUUAUUUGCUUUCUUACCUGUCCUUGGCGGUACCUCUGGGAUUCUUCAAGGAGUUAUAUCCAUGACUAAAUCGUUGCUCACUUUAGUCUCCUUUUUGGCUAUCUUGUCAAUAUUGACUCGAACUCUUGUCCCGCGGUUUCUUAAGCUGAUGAUAAGUCUUUCUUCACAGACAAAUGAACUUUAUCAGUUGGCAUCGGUGGCUUUCUGCUUGCUUGUUGCUUGGUGUAGUGAUAAGCUGGGUCUAAGUCUUGAGCUGGGAUCCUUUGCGGCUGGAGUUAUGAUUUCAACUACUGAUCUUGCUCCACAUACACUUGAACAGAUUGAGCCAAUUCGGAACUUCUUUGCCGCUCUGUUUCUCGCGAGCAUUGGAAUGCUAAUUCAUGUUCAAUUCCUUUGGAAUCAUGUUGACAUUUUACUGGCGGCUGUCAUAUUAGUGAUUAUCAUAAAAACAGUUGUGAUUGCAAUAGUAGUCAAAGCAUUUGGUUACAACAACAAGACAUCACUUCUUGUUGGAAUGUCGUUGGCACAAAUUGGGGAAUUUGCUUUUGUUCUUCUUAGCCGUGCUUCUAAUUUGCAUCUGGUUGGGGGGAAAGUUUACUUACUGUUGCUUGGAACAACCGCUCUCAGUUUGGUGACAACACCAUUGCUGUUUAAGUUGAUACCUGCAGUCGUUCAUCUUGGAGUGUUGUUGCGGUGGUUUUCUCCUGACAGUUCUAGUGAGAUUGGAUUUAAAGGCGAUAUCCUUCGCUCAGACAGUGCUAAGCGUAUUUCUUUGAUCGUCCAAGGGGGGUCCCAUGAUUCAUGAUAUUUAAAAUAAAAAAACUUGAACCGGAAAAGCAAAUUUCGGGCCUUACCUGAUGGGCUUCUUACUCUGGGGGACAGGUGACUAAGAGUGCAAAGGAGGUUGACUGACAAAGUCAACUCUUGCCACACUGCGCCAUUAUUGGUGUCUAUUGUAUACAAAAUCUGACAAAUUUGAGAAGUGAGGUACUAUAUGGCAAGUGAAGAAUGGAAAAUGUACAAAGAUACGAUUCAACUUGCCAAAGUUAAACAGCGGAUGGUCUCGUUUUCUCCCGUUACGUGCAUAAUUUUUUUGUAUAAUAGUGUUCAUUUUUGUAAUGUAGUAAGUUCCCUUUUAUUUUUGCCUGUUGUUAACCCAAUAUGGGGUUCUUUAGUUUAGUGGAAUUUCUGAUGCAGAUUUAGGAAUGUUUAGUUGUAUAAUCAGAGCAUAUUUUAUCCAGAGUGGAGUGAUCCAUACAACACUAAUUCCAAGUGAAUGAAAAGAGUUUUCUCGCUCUUUGUAUCUUGAAUAUCCUCGAUCCUUAGUGAAAUGCAAAUUUUUAUUUUUCA